UCGCAUUUCAUUUCGCGUUUUCACGGCUGCAUUCGGUGCCUCCUCCUUCAACAUGGCCCGCAAUGAGAACCCGUUCGACAUGCAGAUCAAGCUCCUCAUGAUUGGGGACAGCGGGGUCGGGAAGACGUGUUUGCUGCUGCGAUAUGCAAACGAUUCGUUCUCGCCGACGUUUAUUACGACGAUCGGGAUUGAUUUCAAGGUCAAGAACAUCGACUUGGACGGCAAGAAGAUCAAGCUACAGAUUUGGGACACGGCGGGACAAGAACGUUUUCGAACCAUCACGACGUCGUACUUUCGCGGAGCGCAGGGAAUUUUGCUUGUGUACGACGUGACCGACCGCGCAUCGUUCAACAGCAUCCGCAACUGGGUCGGCCAGAUCCAGCAGCAUGCAGACGUGCAUGUGAACAAGAUCUUGGUCGGGAACAAGUGCGACAUGUUGGACGACAAAGUCGUGAGCACAGAAGAAGGCCAGGCGCUGGCGGACGAGUACGGCAUCAAGUUUUUCGAGACGAGCGCAAAAAACAACAUCAACGUCGAAGGGGGCUUCAUUGAGAUCGCGAACGAAGUGAAGACGCGUCUAAUGGAGGAAGGCGGCCCGCACAAAAAGAACGACUUGGUCGUGAACUUGGGCAAGAAGGGCAGCAACGACCCCACGAAGGCAGGCAAUGGUGGAAAAGGCGGAUGCUGCUGAACGCGUUUAUAUCUAUUAGGCAUCACUCAUAACCCCUUGACACACUGUUCCUUUUCAUUGACACAUAUUACCCUAUAACGUUCUACUGAUAAGUCAUCCCGACGACUUGUCCGUGAACACGCGGACGGCGUUGUCCUUGGACGCCGUCACGACCGUCGCACCGUCGUAGGCGAAGU
Molecule: messenger RNA, 867 nt
Organism: Aphanomyces astaci
Lineage: Eukaryota; Oomycota; Saprolegniomycetes; Saprolegniales; Verrucalvaceae
Exons: 4
Coding region: 53-691 (212 amino acids)
Biological process (GO): regulation of exocytosis; protein secretion
Molecular function (GO): GTP binding; GTPase activity
Source: RefSeq, a predicted model, not a curated record